Chelonia mydas (Green sea turtle) is the source of this 2964-nucleotide messenger RNA. It is a transcript of the gene RIT2, whose product is annotated as Ras like without CAAX 2. The transcript has 5 exons. The record is from RefSeq and is a predicted model, not a curated record. Gene Ontology annotation, biological process: positive regulation of neuron projection development; Ras protein signal transduction. Gene Ontology annotation, cellular component: plasma membrane. Bases 216 to 869 code for a protein of 217 amino acids. Gene Ontology annotation, molecular function: GTP binding; calmodulin binding; GDP binding. NCBI's taxonomy places the organism in Eukaryota, Metazoa, Chordata, Testudines, Cheloniidae.
AGAGAUUUUUAUUGGAAGCUGUUAAAGUGGUUGCUAUGAGACCUUCUCCAGCUACCGCAGGAACAGCCGUGAGUGUGAGGCUGAUAAAUCAUACCUCUUGUAUCAUACCUUUCUUUUUUUUUAUUUAUGCUGCUUUUAUAGUUGUUUAAGAUCAGAGCAAGCACUUGUCAGUUGCUUUUUCUUCCUUCUCACUCUCCUCUGGUCCCUUGUGCAAGAUGGAGCUAGAAAAUGAAAUGAUCAGCUCCUCCAGCAAUUCUUCAGCAGGCUCCCGGGAGUACAAGGUGGUGAUGCUGGGAGCUGGGGGAGUUGGCAAAAGCGCAAUGACAAUGCAGUUCAUAAGCCAUCGGUUCCCUGAUUACCAUGAUCCAACCAUAGAGGAUGCUUAUAAAACUCAAGUGCGAAUAGAUGACGAACCAGCUUACUUGGACAUUCUAGAUACUGCUGGACAGGCAGAAUUCACAGCCAUGAGGGACCAAUAUAUGCGAGGUGGAGAGGGUUUCAUUAUCUGCUAUUCCAUCACAGACCGCCAAUCCUUUCAGGAAGCUGCAGAGUUUAAGGAGCUCAUUUAUCGUGUCCGGCACACUUAUGACAUCCCAUUGGUGCUGGUGGGAAACAAAAUAGAUCUUGAGGAGUUCAGGCAGGUCUCGACUGAAGAAGGUAUGAGCUUGGCGAGAGAGUAUUCUUGCUCCUUCUUUGAGACCUCAGCUGCCCUGCGCUUCUACAUUGAUGACGUCUUUCAUGGACUGGUGCGGGAAAUCCGCAGAAAAGAAUCCUCGCUGCCCCUGACAGAGAAGAAGAUGAAGAGGAAGGACAGUCUGUGGCAGAUGCUGAAAGGAUCUUUGAAGAAGAAAAGGGAAAGCACAACCUGAUGGCACUUUCCAGUGAGCCACCUUUAGGGAGCUGAUCACAGUCAUCUGUAGCAAUUCCUAAGGCAGCAUUUACACAGCAUUGUCAGGGCCCAGUUCUGGAGUCCUUUCUCUGCUUUCAUUCAGUCCUUAUGCAGGAAUAACUUAUAUGAGGCCCAAUCUAUGGUUGUCCGGUAGCCCCUUUAUGCCAAAAUAGCCAAUGCAGAAGGAGCCACAUAACAGUCAGUUACCCUUCCCCUCACUUUUGGCACAGUAGGCCCUCUUGUGUAAGAUACAGAGGCAGCAGAGUGAACAUUGUACCUUUCCCUGCAUGAUCCCCCAGCAAGGGGUAUUCAAGGUCAUCAAGGAUAGGAAAGAGUAUUUUAGGCAUGGAGCAAUUCUCCAAAAAGGGCCAUGUUUGGCCAUUUAAUGUACCCACCAUACAAACAUCCAACUCAUAUAUCAUUUGAAAGUUUAUUUUAUGUAUGAUUGGAUGAAUUAUGAUGUGGAGCUGUCACAUGGUGUCGUAAGCUGGUAGGUAUGGUGAAAUAAUGGUACCCCAAAUGAAAAAGUGUCACGUUGUGCAUAGUUCCUGCAACAUUGCAACAUGCUUAUAAGUACAGCUUUUACUGUUUAUGUUAAUUUCAACACCUUAAUGUGGGGUUCCUUGCUCAAAGCCACCAAACAACAAUCUAUUAACAUAUUUUAUUGGUUUUCCAUGGACAAGAAUUUUUUUUUAGAACGGAUUAAGCUGCUCAGCACGUGGCAAAAAUGCCGAAUAUCAACAUUUUGCAAUAAACUAACAUCAAAUGUUUUCACAUCACAGAUUCUUAAUUGUCAAAGUAUCUCAGAAAUGGUUAUAAUAGUUGUCAAUAUUUUCAGUUGAAAUAUGCGACGUGAUCAAUCUCACACAGAAGGUGGUGCACCGGUAGCAGUAGAUUGCAUGCCCAUAAUUUGUCCUGCCAAGUGGGUAGAUAGAAAUGUAUGUAAAUUCCUAACAUAAUGCUUCUCCAUUUGUAAGCUUUUGUACAUACAAAGUAGCAUCUUGGUCUGCCCGGUAGAAGCUUUUAAUUUGUAAUUGUCUAUGUGUGCAGUACUAUCCUUUGAAAUAUUCUAGAAACUAGCUUUUUUCAUUCAAUGACACUUAAGCACAGGCUGGCAUUAGUGUUAGAGAUGACAAUACACCUCUUCAUACUGGGUUGCAACCAAAGUGGGUUUCAAUCAGCAAAAAAUGGCAAUUUUGAUAUUAACAUAUAGAUCUAGUUUAUAUGUAACAUAGCACAAAUCUGAAUAUUUGUAAAAAAAUGAAAAAAUUAUGUUAGUAGAGGUGGUAUUGCUAAGAAUAUACUUCGGAAAUUUUACCUCUACAGGGAGGUUACAGUAUGUGAAGGCAUGGAGGAUACAAGCUCCUUAAUAAAUAAAGGCUUUCCACAAACUUUUAGAAAUGUGCUAUUUGUCAAGAAAAAUCAAAAGAAUUCAGAACUGUCAAAAGCUGCCAGUGCUAGACAGAAUUCUGUGAUGCUGGCAGUAGUGGCAGGAGAGAUGAAUGGUAUUGGCACCUACUGGAUUAAUUCCCUAUUUUAGCUGAUGUGCCACCAAUACUCUAUCAUAGGGGUUGCUUUCAGACAUACAUAAGCAAGUUAAAUUUGGCACAUGUCAGAGUUGUAUUGAACCCAGGAAAGAAAACAGAUUCUGAAUCUGAUCAGACAGCAUCAUGUUCACCUGCUUCCAUAGCUGCCAGAGCUAGUACAUCCUCCACUUCUACACUCAGUUGUGUUGUUUGCUUGCGAAAAACACACCAUUAAGAUAAGAAACUUCAUAAAAUGGAAACAUCUGAGAGAGCAGCUAAUCUAGGAAAGGCAUCACUUCAAAGAGGAUGAUGACAUGUUGUGUAGAAUAUCUGUGGAAGACUUGAUUGCUAAGAAUGAAGUUUAUCACUCAACAUGACACUCUUCCUACUUCAGUAAAACAAAUCUUAAAGCAAAACCACCUAGUUACACUGCAACAAUACAAAAAGAAAAGGAGUACUUGUGGCACCUUAGAGACUAACAAAUUUAUUUGAGCAUAAGCUUUCAUGCGCUACAGCUCACUUCAUCUGAGGCACGCAGUGGAAAAUACA